AUGGGUAGCAGAAUUGACGAUGAAGAUGCCGACACGGUCGUUGGUGGCCCUUCCUACCCUGGAAAAUACAAAAGCCUCAAGAAAUCGGAUCGCAUCGACGAAAGCUAUGAUAGGGUAUCUUUGCACGAAUUCUCCAAAACCGCGGAUUAUGCAUUGGAAGAACGUCCGUUCUUCGUACCCAUUGGUAAGGACGGCGUCAUUGCUGCACUAGAAAAAAUCGACAGGCAGCUUCGGGACUCCGGGCGGACAGGUCUCUUGUCAAACAAGGUCCCUGUAUCGUGGACUGGUAGGGAAGUUGCUCCGGGUUUCCUUGGUUUGAUCAAACACGGUGGUCUCCCCAAGAUAUUGACCAAGCCUGGUCGAUACCCUGGAUUUCCCCUCCGUAAUUGGUGGGCGCGCCAAUGGAGUGGUACCAAAGGACUCUCGGACACCGCCAUUCAGUUUCAGGGUCUAACAGUCGUUCAGGUGUCCCAGAAUCAAGCAGCCGUCAUCUCCGAUCCUCAAAAUCGGAUUUUUGUGAUAAAAAAUUCAGGAUUUGUUGCUUACGCGAUUAGUGGAACAUAUGACGUUCUGGCCAUCGUCGACCAGACGCAUUUGUCUACUUCGAUCAAGGACACAGUAACAGGCGCUGUCCUCGGCUCGAUGGCCGAAAUUAAGAUGCGGAGUCGCGUUGCUUCAGGCAAAGAACAGGAAUAUGUUGUGGCAUUAUUCUUGAACAUCCCGGCAAAUAAUUGUGCCAUUCUCCAGCGCGGAGAUGACCUCGAAUUACUCCCUGCUGGACAACAUUAUAUAACAAAUCCCAACGUCACAUUGCGCAGUUUGUUUACCCUCGGAGAGAAUCAGCUCGAGAUGCCUACAAAGGAUAUUUUCACAAGAGAUCAAGUGCCCGUCGGCUUGAGGAUCUAUUUGAAAUGGCAAUUAAUGGAACCCCUGAAGCUUACCACACAUGGCUACAACACCCCUUAUGAUGCGCUCCGUGACAAAACCCAGUCUAUCCUCACGCAGAUUGUCGCUCAUCUCGACUACAGCUCCAUGGUGAAGCAGCGCUCCCUUGGACCUGACAACCUCGACGAUGGUACGGACCCUUCAUCUGCGUUCCUCGACGCCCUUCGUACCCGGGCCAUGGACGAGAUGCAUGAGGCCGCACUUGAGUAUGGUAUCAUUUUGAAGGAUCUUGCUGUGAUUGACCGACAAUUCAAGGGAGAAAUUGCAUCAACUAUGGACAAGCUUACAACAAGGGCGUUACAGGCGCAGGUCGAGGCUGCGAAUGUCGACCGAGAAAACUCGAAUAAAGUUAAACAGGAAGAAGGAGCUCUCGCUGUUGCUCGCAUCAAGGCUCAAAGCCGUAACACGCAAGCCGAUUCCGAGGCAUAUAGCAUCAUUGCCGCUGCCAAAGCCCAGGCUGAGCGCACAAAGAUUGAGGCUCUUGCAGAAGCGGAAGCUAUCCGUCUCACCGCUGAGGCCGACGCACAAGCGGUCAGUGUCAGGGCGGCUGCUGAUGCCAAAGUCACGGACCAAUUUGCACGCGGGAUGGAGAUGCGUAGAGUGGAAGUCACGCGUGUUCAAGCGUUUGGCGAUAAGACUGUCUUCGUGCCUACGGACGGGACUGGGGUGCAGAUGGGCAAUGCAAUGGCGGUGGGCAUGGCUGCCGGAAUGGGCAAUGGCCUUGGGGCUUAA
Messenger RNA from Suillus subalutaceus, 1677 nucleotides. RefSeq lists its product as uncharacterized. Bases 1 to 1677 code for a protein of 558 amino acids. The record is from RefSeq and is a predicted model, not a curated record. The transcript has 14 exons. Lineage: Eukaryota; Fungi; Basidiomycota; Agaricomycetes; Boletales; Suillaceae.